AUGGGAGGGGGGAGGCGGGAUGUGGGAGUGAGAGUGCAGUAUUGGGGGGCUGGUGGCAUCGUGGCUGGGAGAGGGGUGGAUGAAAGUCCCCCUCCCUCUGGUCUCUGUCCCUCUCUCACUGAAUCUCCUUCCCUCUCCCCAGGACAGUCCCUUGUUUCUCACCUGCUGACUCAGGGACCAGAACUGGGCCUAGAACUUGCUUUUGUCUGGAAUCGUGACCCAGGGCGAAUGGCAGGGAGUGUGCCCCCUUCCCUGCAGCUCCAGAACCUCGCUGCUCUUGGGGAGAGGCACCCUGACCUUGUGGUGGAAGUGGCCCAUCCUAAAAUAAUCCAGGAAUCUGGGGCACAAAUCCUGCGCUAUGCCAACCUCCUGGUGGGGUCCCCCUCAGCCCUGGCUGACCAGGCCACUGAGCAGCAGCUCCUGGAGGCCUCGCACCGCUGGAACCACGCUGUGUUUGUGGCCCGGGGGGCCCUGUGGGGCACUGAGGACAUCACCAGAUUGGACGCAGCUGGGGGCCUCCAGAGUCUUCGCGUCACCAUGGCCACGCACCCCGACGGCUUCCGGCUCGAGGGACCGCUGGCUGCAGUGCCCAGCACUGGGCGUCGCACUGUGCUCUAUGAAGGCCCCGUCCGGGGACUCUGCCCCUUUGCCCCCCGCAACUCCAACACCAUGGCGGCCGCCGCACUGGCCGCCCCCAGCCUGGGCUUUGAUCGCGUGGUUGGGGUGCUUGUGGCUGAUCUCAGCCUCACAGACAUCCAUGUGGUGGACGUGGAGCUGAGGGGAACCCCGGGCCCCACAGGACGAAGGUUUGCUGUGCACACCCACAGAGAGAAUCCUGCAGAGCCAGGCGCUGUCACAGGCUCUGCCACUGUUACCACCUUCUGGCGCAGCCUCCUGGGCUUGACGCCACCGUAG
This is a messenger RNA of Mirounga angustirostris (Northern elephant seal), 915 nucleotides long. It is a transcript of the gene ASPDH, whose product is annotated as aspartate dehydrogenase domain containing. Gene Ontology annotation, biological process: NAD+ biosynthetic process. The record is from RefSeq and is a predicted model, not a curated record. NCBI's taxonomy places the organism in Eukaryota, Metazoa, Chordata, Mammalia, Carnivora, Phocidae. Gene Ontology annotation, molecular function: NADP binding; L-aspartate dehydrogenase [NAD(P)+] activity. The transcript is spliced from 7 exons. Bases 1 to 915 code for a protein of 304 amino acids.